Zea mays is the source of this 4909-nucleotide messenger RNA. RefSeq lists its product as uncharacterized. Gene Ontology annotation, cellular component: nucleus. Bases 3880 to 4704 code for a protein of 274 amino acids. The record is from RefSeq and is a predicted model, not a curated record. The transcript is spliced from 3 exons. Lineage: Eukaryota; Viridiplantae; Streptophyta; Magnoliopsida; Poales; Poaceae.
UGAAUCAAAACGGCAGUUGGCAUGCUUGAAACAUCUGGCAGUAGUAGGUCGCAGGGCAUUUCAAACACCUGUCACUUUCGCUGAUGCGUUUUUGUUUCAUCUCAAGUAUUGCUUUGAAUGGCCAAUUCAGAUUUGAUGAGUACCACAAUCUCUGCUCUUGGAUUCACAUUAUUGUUUUUUUUCCCAGUACAUCGUCAAUAGCAAAAUCUCACAUGCUUGAACCAAACAUAAACUAGCGAGGUGCCCCUCACGGGUACCUAGGCUUUUUAAUGUAGGCAUUAGAUUUUUUUUACAUAUUAUUUUUAAAAUUACUUAUUUCUUUGACUUUAAUUGUUUUCUCUUGAUGUUUCCCAAAUACAACUAUGUGCAUAAACUCUAUAUACCAUCAGACAUUUUUUUUUGCUGAAAGAUUUUUCUUGUUUUGUUUUAUUUCACUCAUAUCUAGUGCCCAGUGCCAUUUUAAAAACCCGUCUUAAAAUUAACAUAUCUUAUAAAUAUGUCUUAUAAUAUUAUUAAUUGAAUAUAUUCUAAUUGAAAUAAACUCCAUGUAACAACGUGUAAGUUAAAAUUAGCUAUCCUGACUUUUUAAUAUAUUAAUUGUCAUUUACAUGAUGAAUUAUUUUUUAUAUUGAUGUUAGUGGGUAUGGGAAACCCAUUGGGUACCCGAACCCUGCAUUGGCAUGGGUUUCGAUAAAAUUUUGUACUUAUCAUGGGUAUGGAUUUUUUUAGCGAGUGUAUUUUUUCUUUGUGAGUAUGAGUUUGGGCAAGUAAUACCCGGCAGAUUUUUACCCAUUGUCAUCUCUAGAUCAAUUGUGUCGCCUUUUUCUCCAAUGUCUAACUAUUUGAAAACACUUAUCUAGAUUGGAUCCCCUUCCUAGCUAGGUCAUAUUUGUCGAGUCAACUCCAACGACUAAUUUGGGGUUAGUGUCUAUAAAUACCACUCCCUAAUUAGAGAAUGGUCCCAAAGUUUGGGAGCAUGCUUUUGUAGCAUUAGAGAGCUUGAGAAGCCUAGUGAGAGUUGUCCCAUUCUUGAGCAAGUCAAAGAUCCUUGGUUUGAGAGAAUGGUCCCAAAGAACCCUAUUUUUAAAUGGAUUUCUAUUUUCCCAAGAAAAUUAGUUUGUUUUUUCUUAGAAAAAUAAAAAUCCUUUAGAAAAAUACAGUUCUCAAACUAGCCCUUAACUUUGCUCCUAUGUGACAAAGUAUCACCGACAAGUAUCUAAAGGUGUGGGCUGCUGUGGUGAUUCUGAUAAGAAGAAUUAGUUUUUUUCACUGAAAGAGGAGAGAAGACUCCUUAGGCCUUGUUCAUUUCAAUAGGGAUUGCAGUGGAUUGAGGUGGAUUAAAUCCACUCCUAUUUAAAUUUGAGUAGGAUGGAUUUAAUCCUCUCAAAUCUCUCUCAAUCUAUCUCUAACUGAACAAGUCUUUAGGGUUGAUUUGAUAACAAGGGGAUCACGGGGGGUUGGAGGGGAUUGAGGGGGAAAUUAGUUCCCCCUCAAUUUCCUCCAACCCCUAUGAUCUUUGGUCACCAAAUCAGCCCUUGUGGAAAGGCGAAAAGAUGUUUUGGGUCUGACCAACAGCAGACAUUGUUUGAUCACUGACCGACUUCUAGAAUGGAGAAGUAGGACACCUUAUGGUUUGUCUUGCACUCAUUGGGAUUGCAUAUUCAUACAUGUGAUUUCACUUAUGCUACUCAGAUGUGGUGAUUUGUAAUUGCAUGAAGUAUGCGAAAGUAUUCAUACACUCACAAGAAAGACAUAUUGGCCCAAGUUGCAUCAAUUUAGGUUGUAUUCAGUGGUUAGCGUAAAAUAGGAGACACGAAACUGUAUACGAAAUUGUAUAUGACAUUAUUCGCAGCGUAGAGUUUAAAAUAAGAGAUAAGACAGAGAUCUGCUGGAGAUGGCCUUAGAAAAGGCAAAAAGUUGAAAACAUAUUUGGGUGGUGUCAAUUACGAGAAGUUUUGGUAGGGGUCAAAAGUUCUAACAACCCGGCCAGUCCAUCACAAAACGGCCAGGGUCAAAACUGGCUAGAUGGACACACCAUAUCGGCUAGAUCGAUUUCGUCUCCGUUGCGUUGUACUUCUAGUACAACUUUAAUGUGAUAAUAGUGCUAAAAAAAAUUAGUAGACAUAUUUGCUCUCUAUGCACCGAAGCUCCUUUCAUCUACCAAAGAAUUGAUUGAUCAAAUAAUCUAUAAGAUACUAAACAUUAUUUUUUAUGAUUUUAUCAUAGUUUACAUAGGCCUCUCUCAUACCCUUAGUUAUCUUAAUCUAAUUACUCUAUUAAGAACCUAAUAUUGACACCUGGUUGCUACCACGACUUUACUCUCCUCACGCCUAGCGUCCACACAGCGCGCGUAAAAGAUAGUGCAGAGUGAGCACUCAAACUCACGCCCUUUGCUCCAUAAAUUUAGAAGCUAACCACUAGACCAUACAUACUUUAGUGUUUAGAAAUAAACAAUAAUUAUAUUUACAGUCUACACGUAGCUCUCCUGCCUCGUGGGAACACAUGAGCACAUACUAUGUACUUUUAUAAAGAGUAAAAUACGGUAGCAGUUCUCAAACUUGACACACUUUAUCACUUGAAUCACCGAACUCAGAAAACCAUUAAAACGGGUCCUCUAACUUAGCCGGUUCAUAUAAAAUCGUACAAAACCAUGUUUACUGGAACCAGAUGCCGACGUUCUAUGCCAUGUUAUUUAACACACUAAUCAAAUUUUAGAGUCCCAAUUGACACAUUAUGUUAAGCCAAAUGACACAUUAUGUUAAGUUUUGAGAUCCAAGUAACACAACAUCAUGUAAGUGACAUAUCCUUUCAUUUAUUAUGAAAAGAAUUUGGAUAUACCAAAGAAACGAAAAACUAGCCAUUGAGUGGGAACGAAAAAAGACGGACGGGAGAUAGACUGUUAAGAAAAAAUAAGGAAAAACGGGAAAGCAAAGAAAAACCGGGAAAAAGGUCACGAAAGGGGAAAAGGGAAAAAGGUUAAAACGGUCACGAAAAGGGAUUUGGAGAAAAGAUUUACAACUUUUUAAGAACACUGUCGUCACGUUAUAGAGCUUAUGAAAGUCCACGUCGAUCAUGGAAACACUUUUAUCAAGUGUAAACUAACAUGUUAUCUUUUGUGCAGACCAUGCUAAGCAGUAAGCACGGAAUCAAACGACAAGCUGAGUGCAAGAAGUACCUGCAACACUGGGUUCCUGUGUAGCGCCUUCCUGCCGCGCGGUCGCCCUGCAGCAACCGAGUGCCCUCUGCGCGGGGGCGACGGAGGCCUUGAGGGGGACCCUGCCGUUCUUCACCCCCGCCGCCGCGGCGUCCAAGGCAUGGAGCCUCGUGGCGGAGGAAGGCGGGAAGCUGCACGCCAUGGAGUUGAUGGAUCGACGCGCUGAUGGCGCGAGCGCAGGUUGCCACGAAGGUAGGUAAGGAUACAGAGCAACAACCGAAGAACGCCGAAGAGAGUAGGGAGAGUAUUUAGUUCCUCGUGUGCUAUAUCAAAUCAAUUCCCCAUUUUCUAGCGUCAACGGUGGCGCCGCCUGUCUCCGCCACAGAAAAUACCGUGACCGGCGAGCGGAGAGUUGGCGCGGCCGCGGCGCACCACAUGUUCGACCUUCCUUGGGAUCUAGCGGACGGCGGGGCCACAAAAUAUUUCUUUUCUGGAACGACCACCGGCCUUCUCGAUUGGACGCCGCGUCGCGUGGGCCUAAAAUCAACAGAAAAGGGAGCGGCCCAACUAAUAUUUGGUCGCCGCUCGCUCGCUCGCUCUAGGACGUCGGAAGCCACCAGCCCAGCCCAUACCGACUUUUCUUCUCCCCCCUUCCCCCCCCCCCCCCCCCCCCCCCACCGGCGAGCCGACGAACCCACCCUCGUGGCACGUACGGCACCGCCGCGAUGUCGUUGCCGGCAGCGACCGCGCCGUCCUCUUCGGGGGCGACGCAGCCCACGGAGCAGCAGGGAGGCUCGAGGGAGCGGCGGGUGGAGUCGCUGGGAUGGCUGACGGAGUCGGCGGUGAUGCCGAAGAAGCACAAGGCCAUCGAGGGGGUCGGCGCCGCUUCGAUCCUCGACCUCAAGGCCCAGCUCUACCGCACCCAGGAGGAGGCCCGAAACCCCACAGCCCCCGGCGCCGCUGCUUCCGGCGGGGAGUUCCGCCGCGCAAAGAUACGCUCCGCACCCACCGACCCUCUCGGGGCCAAGAACUCCGGCGUUGAAUCCCGGGCCCACAAGGAUAAGCUGGAGCUUAAAGCCGUGAAAGACGGUUCUGCAAGCUAUGCUGCUCUAGAAAAGAAAGCAGAGUUGUAUGAAAAAUUAUACAGAGGCGAGCUACCUGACGAAGAAGACAAAGAGAAAUACUGUGUGGAUUUCUUCCAAAAAAGUUCCGAUCGUAUCUAUGAGCCUCAGAUGCCAGAGAUUAGCCACAGAGCCACUGAUGCUGCAGAGCCGGUAAAUGAUCAUGAAGAUUCUAUGCCUAAUGCGAAACCGUUGGGGCUUGGCCGAGCAGGCACUACAAUCGACAGAGAUGAGCACAAGCGCUUUGUGAGGGAAGUUCAUGAGGAAGUAACUGAGGCAAGGCAGAAGGCCUCAACAGUAAGAUCUCGACGACAAGAGCAGGAUGCUGCUCGUAGAGAGAAACUCAGGCAAGCUUACCUGAAGAAACGGUUGGAAAAGUUGAUUGCUGAAAAACAGGCCUCUUCAGCCAGUGAUGACCUACCCAGCUAGCUAGUAUAUGUGCUUGCAUGUCCUUCCCAAGUAGCAGUCUAGCAGCUGUAAUGGUCUGUUUUCAUGCAUUCUCAUGGAACGCUUACUGUAAAGUCUCUUUUGACCCAGUACAGUCAUAUUCAAGAUAUAGCGUUUGCAAGUACUGCCGGUGUUGCAGAAUAUUGUUGUACACAAAUCUAGAUAAUGCCACAAUGAUUUUACACUA